Molecule: messenger RNA, 1714 nt
Organism: Rhagoletis zephyria (snowberry fruit fly)
Lineage: Eukaryota; Metazoa; Arthropoda; Insecta; Diptera; Tephritidae
Product: proton-coupled amino acid transporter-like protein CG1139
Biological process (GO): amino acid transmembrane transport
Cellular component (GO): vacuolar membrane
Molecular function (GO): L-amino acid transmembrane transporter activity
Source: RefSeq, a predicted model, not a curated record
UUUUUUAAAUCCUCAAAUUAUUUUAAGCAACUAAAGCUUAAUUUUAAUAGAAAAGCAAGGCACUCAAUAACAUUUAACUUCCUCUUCCCAGAUGGCAGAUUCCACCACAACGGUAUCAGCCUUCCCAGAGAAGACAAAUUCGGUGCUAUCGAUUAACGAUUUUAAUUCACGCGCAAACCUUACAGAAAAAGUAAACAGAAACAAUGAAUACCUACCAUCGGAUUACCGCGACCAAGUCCACGGUCAGUCGACAAGCGGCGCAUUUAUGCAUUUGCUGAAAGGUUCAUUAGGUUUUGGUCUGUUAGCGAUGCCAAUGGCCUUUGCCAAUGGCGGGCUGCUGUUCAGCAUGAUUGCUACGCUGGUGAUUGGUGUGCUGUGUACGCAUUGUGUGCACAUAUUGGUCAAAACAUCACAAGACAUCUGUAAGGAAUAUCAAAUACCUGCUUUGACUUUUGCAGAAACUGCAGAAAGGGUUUUUGAAAAAGGACCAAAAUCACUGCAAUCAUGGUCGCUUUUUGUAAGACGUUUCGUUGAUGGCGGGCUCAUGACCACCUACUUUGCAGCAGCUUGUGUUUAUAUGGUAUUUAUAGCUACAUCAUUUCACGAUGUCAUCAACUAUGAUCUCGGCCUGGAUUGGGAUGUGCGCAUUUACAUUGCCAUGACUGUGAUACCUUGCCUAAUGAUUGGUCAAAUAAGAAAUUUGAAAUUGCUGGUGCCAUUUUCAACAUUGGCAAAUGGUUUCAUUGUGAUCACAUUCGGCAUAGUGUUAUACUAUAUGUUCAGCGAGCCGCUGGAAUUCUCAGAUAAGCCGCUGAUUGCGGAAACCACAAAAAUACCGCUUUUCUUCGCUACCGUAAUCUUUGCGAUGGAGGGUAUUGGUUCGGUUAUGCCUAUUGAAAAUGCAAUGAAAAAACCACAACAGUUUCUGGGUUGUCCUGGCGUGCUAAAUACAGCUAUGCUUGUUGUGGUCGCCUUGUAUGCGACUAUCGGUUUCCUCGGUUAUGCUCGUUAUGGCAGUGAAGUGCGCGGCAGCAUUACCUUGAACUUGAAGGAAGGCACAAUUUUGGCCGACAUUGCAAAACUGCUGAUAGCCGUUGCCUCGAUUUGUGCUUAUGGUCUGGUAUUUUAUAUUCCAAUCGAUACGCUCUGGAAAAAUAUAAGUCAUAAAUUCAAUGAAAAAAAUCACAACAUUACACAGAUAAUCCUGCGCACUUGUAUUAUAUUAAUUAGUGGUGCGAUAGCUGCUGCUAUACCGAACCUGGAGCCAUUCAUUAGUCUUGUGGGUGCGGUCUUCCUCUCUCUAUUGGGUUUUUUUGUGCCCAGCGUUUGUGAAACAGUGCAUUUGUGGCCAGAUCGCUUGGGUUGGUGCAAAUGGAAACUGUACAAGAAUUUACUGUUAAGCUUAUUUGCGAUAUGUGCUCUGGUUGCUGGCGCUGCAGCGAGUAUAAACGAAAUCAUUGAGUCGUACAAGUCAUAAACGGUCCCAACAUAGCCACUAAUGACCUACUGCCCCAUACAUAUGUAUGUAUAAGAUUCAAACCGCGAACGUAGUAUAAGUUCUAGAAUAAUUAAUUUCACAAAAAUUUGUAUAUUAAACUUUCAUAAUUCAGCACUGUGAACCCACUACUUAAGGAAAUAAUCUUAAGUGUAAAAUUUGUAUAUGUAUGUUUAUUGGCAUGCAAAUAUUUUUAAAUAUCUGUGAUUUAAAUGUGUG